AUGGAUGAAGGUGGUAAUGAGAUGGUGGAUGAAAUAAACAUGUACUAUGACUGUAGGUACAUCUCUGCGUGCGAGGCAGUAUGGAGGUUGUUUAGUUUUGAAGUUCAGUACAGGACUCCACCGGUUGAGCGACUAAGCUUUCACUUGCCUGACUGCCAAUCAGUCGUGUUCCAAGACGAUGAUACCAUUGAUCAUGUCUUGAAUAGAGAGACCGUUGGGCAAAGUAUGUUUAAUGCAUGGUUUGUAGCGAACCAGAAGUUUAAAGAAGCGAGCUUAUUAACUUACAUUGAGAUGCCUACAAAAUUUGUGUGGAAAAAGGACAUCCGUGAAUGGCAUCCAAGAAAGAAGGGUUUCUCAAUUGGUCGGAUAUUCUAUUUGAAAGAAGAUGCUGAAGUGCUUUCUGCCAAACUAACCGAAGAACAAAGUGUCAUCUAUCAUACGGUUAUAAAAGACAUUGCAGACGGUAAAGGUGGCUUAUUUUUUGUUUAUGGCUACGGUGGAACAGGAAAGACUUUCUUGUGGAGAGCGUUGUCAGCUGCAAUCCGAUGCAAAGGUCAGAUCGUUUUAAAUGUGGCAUCAAGUGGCAUAGCUUCUCUGUUGUUACCAGGUGGCCGAACUGCUCACUCAAGAUUUGCAAUACCUAUUGCAAUAAAUGAAGACUCAACCUGUAACAUUAAGCAAGGUAGCGACCUGGCUGAAUUGUUGAUAAAGACGAGUUUGAUAAUAUGGGAUGAAGCUCCCAUGAUGCACAAACAUUGUUUUGAAGCAUUAGACCGAACUAUGAUGGAUUUAUUGCAUUUUGUAGACCCGUGUAGUGAAAUGAAGACGUUUGGUGGUAAAACUGUGGUUUUGGGUGGAGAUUUCCGCCAAAUUCUCCCGGUAGUUCCAAAAGGUACACGGCAAGAUAUUGUUUCUUCAGCCAUAAAUUCAUCAUGCCUAUGGGAUAGUUGCAAAGUUUUAAGGUUGACACAAAACUUAAGACUAAGUUCGGUACCCAACGGUGGAAAUCGGCAGGCAUUACAAGAAUUUGCCGAUUGGAUUGCUAAUGUCGGUGAUGGAAAGCUGGGUGGGCGGAAUGAUGGUUACGCAGAGGUUGAAAUUCCAAAACACAUGUUAUUGUCAUCCGGAGCGGACGAUAUUAAAACAAUUGUGCACAGUACAUUUCCUAUGUUUGCAAAUGGAAACACUGACCCCGAGCAUCUGCUAGGUCGUGCUAUAUUAGCACCAACGCUCGAUGUGGUCAAUGCAGUAAAUGACUAUAUGACUGAGUUGCAUAAUGCCGAAAGCAGGUCGUACUUUAGUUCAGACGCAGUAUGCAAAGCUGACGGCGACAACGGUAUAUUUGGAGAUGUACACACACCGGAAUUUCUAAACAGCAUUAGGGUUUCAGGUCUACCGAAUCAUACAUUAACUUUGAAAAUAGGUUCACCGGUAAUGUUAAUGAGAAAUAUUGACCAUUCUCUUGGUUUGUGCAAUGGGACUCGGUUGAUAAUCACAAAACUAGCAGACCAUGUUAUUGAAGGCGAGAUUCUGUCUGGACCUAACAAAGGUACAAAAGUGUUGAUCCCUCGAAUGUCAAUGUCACCCUCUGAUCCAAGAUUGCCGUUCAAAUUUCAACGAAGGCAAUUUCCAAUUAUGCUUUCAUAUGCAAUGACCAUUAACAAAAGUCAAGGACAAACGUUGUCUCAUGUUGGUUUAAUACUAAAGAAACCGGUUUUUGUACACGGUCAGUUGUACGUAGCUGCAUCUCGGGUUAACAAUCCUGACGGUCUCAAAAUAUUGAUAGUCAAAGACCCAAGUUCAACUACUAUAUCAACCACUAAUGUUGUAUAUCAUGAAGUUUUCAAUAAUUUGUAA
This is a messenger RNA of Ipomoea nil (Japanese morning glory), 1857 nucleotides long. RefSeq names its product ATP-dependent DNA helicase pif1-like. Bases 1 to 1857 code for a protein of 618 amino acids. Gene Ontology annotation, biological process: DNA repair; telomere maintenance. The transcript has 2 exons. The record is from RefSeq and is a predicted model, not a curated record. NCBI's taxonomy places the organism in Eukaryota, Viridiplantae, Streptophyta, Magnoliopsida, Solanales, Convolvulaceae. Gene Ontology annotation, molecular function: DNA helicase activity.